Molecule: messenger RNA, 639 nt
Organism: Pollicipes pollicipes
Lineage: Eukaryota; Metazoa; Arthropoda; Thecostraca; Pollicipedomorpha; Pollicipedidae
Product: major mite allergen Der p 23
Exons: 3
Coding region: 91-339 (82 amino acids)
Cellular component (GO): extracellular region
Molecular function (GO): chitin binding
Source: RefSeq, a predicted model, not a curated record
CAGAGACAGGUAGAGGGUACCAGGCGGAGACAGGCAGGCACACAGGCGUCUCCAGCACAGCGCCUCCGCGUGACAGACACAGACGGGACCAUGAUCGGAAGGCUACUGACCGUGCUCUGCGCCCUAGCGGCCGUCGUUCUUGCAGAAGGUGCUGAACUGGGCGACACCAUGCCAAUGGAGUUCAAAUGCCCCGGCGAAUACGGCCUCUACCCCGACCCGGAAAACUGUCACGGCUUCUAUGAGUGCAACGAGUACUAUCCGUUCCACUUCAUCUGUCCCGAAGAUCUGGGCUUCGACGACGCGGCUCACGAGUGCAACUUCAUGCCGAGCUGCAAGUGAGGCUCGGUCGGUUCAGCUGAUUUCGGAGCGCUGCCACCGGCCACCAUGUCAAGGUCACCGGUGUGAGCUGACGUUUGGCAGCCAGCGCGAUGUUGGGCGGUAGAUAUCCGACAGCAUGUCUGCAGACGACCCAAACGCCGCGAUAGUCGCAAAAGUUCGGCGUAAUCUGCAGCAGUGUCUCGUUUUUUCAGCAACGUGGCGCUUUUUCAAGCAGGUGCGAUUUUUUUUGCUGCUUGCGAGCUUAGUUUGAAUAGAAAGUGAUUCGAAUCAUUUGGUUGUGUACGCGUGUACGUCGUUUCG